Molecule: messenger RNA, 1781 nt
Organism: Amblyraja radiata (thorny skate)
Lineage: Eukaryota; Metazoa; Chordata; Chondrichthyes; Rajiformes; Rajidae
Product: AT-rich interactive domain-containing protein 5A
Exons: 6
Coding region: 150-1781 (543 amino acids)
Biological process (GO): regulation of transcription by RNA polymerase II
Cellular component (GO): nucleus
Molecular function (GO): transcription cis-regulatory region binding
Source: RefSeq, a predicted model, not a curated record
GCUGCAGCGCGCGCUCCGCCUGCAGGCAGUUUGGCGUCGAGUGCGGGCGGGUGGACGGGAUCCAGCUCCAUGUGGGCACCUGCCGGCAACUUGUACAACUGUGAAGACCGUAGCCUAGUCUUGCCGCUGCGCCAACAACAGAGCUGGAGAUGGCGGAGAAGCCGGGUCUACCGGAUGAUGCAGGUGCCGGUGAAAUCAACCAGAAGAGCUUCCUGUUCAACCUGUACCAGUUUAUGAAGGAGCGGGGCACUCCCAUCGAGAGAAUCCCACACCUGGGCUUCAAGCAAGUGAACCUGGCCACACUCUACAAGGCAGUGGAGAAGCUGGGUGGUUACGAAGUGGUCACCACAAGCCGUCUUUGGAAGAAUAUUUACGAUGAGCUGGGGGGCAGCCCAGGCAGUACCAGCGCCGCCACCUGUACUCGCCGGCACUACGAGAGGCUGGUGUUGCCGUACGAACGCCACCUGAGGGGGGAGGCUGACCGACCUCUGCCGGCGGGCAAGCCCCGGAAACAGUACAAGGUGGUCCGGGGCAAGGACGGCAAGGGCUCCAGCGCUGAGCUGAAGGAGCAGAACAGCAAGCGGAGACCGGGGAAGACAGGCGUGCAGCAGAACCAAGGCGGUGAGAUCCCCCUUCUGGCGGCCAAUGCGGACACGGGGUCGGGGUCGGCCAGGGACCCUCGCCGCCACUGCACAUCUCCUACCGAAGACCACAAGUGCCCGGGAACGGACGGGGCGACGACGGGAGACAAAGGCUGUGCUGGGUCCCCACGACCAGCCGGCGACAAGGUCCCUGGUCCGGGGUCGAAUGAGGAGCUGCGGGUGGCGGGAGGGGGCGGCGGAGAGACGGGGCCGGAGCUGGAGCCGGGUCCCCACCGCUCUUCGCCCUGGAAGGAGCGGGCAAUCCUGUCGCCUUUAGCCAAGAAGAAGUUCCUCGCCCAGAGAGGGGUGGUGGCGGCGGCCGGAGCCGGAGCGGUCAGUCUGGCCAGACCCUCGGUCAUCCAGCCGCCGCCGCCUCCACCGCGCCCGGCCGGCUGUCGGAUAGCGGGGGAGAGUGGACAGGAGCCGCGGACAAGCCCGGCGCCCCCGCUGCGUCCAGCCGCGGUCAAGCCGCUGCCUCUCCCUGACAGACGGUCCGGGUUCUCCUGCUGCCGCGGCUACAGGGAGCUGUACGACCGGCCUACCGACCUCAGCUUGCCCCGACCCCGGCCUCUCACCCACCCGCCGUGGGCAGUCGAGCCAGGCCGACCUAAAGCGUGCUGGGUGCCGCCUCUAAGCGUGGCGCUGCCGCGGAGGGUACCGGUCAAGCGGCUGAAGGCGGCCGGAGGUUUGUGCGAGGCGGGCCCGCUGACGGAGGCGGCUUUGGGCAAGAGGUAUCGCGUCGUGUCCCCGCUGCGAGUGGUGAAGCAGCCGGAGGCCCAUGAGGGACCGGCGGGGGAGGACAAGCCGGGCAAAGCCCCUCCGCCGACCUGGUUGCUGGCGGCGCCCAGAGCCCACCUCCCCUGCCCAGCCCCGGCGCUGAGGGAGCGGUUCCCGGCCGCCUACCUCCUCCCAUUCAAAGGGCAGGCACUCUAUUCCUCCCUCGUCCCCUCGCUCGCCUUCAGCUCCUUCAUGGCGCCGGCCGGGCCGGCGGGGACUCUCACCGCUCCUGGAUACCCGCUGGAUCUCUACAAACAUUGGGCAACCGGACCUUCCUACGACUCCUUCCUCCGGCAUCGUCUCUACCCGCUAGCUAGUUAUCCCACGCCCUACCUCUCCGCCCAUGUGCGGCCUCCGCUGUAG